UGCGUCCUUCCACUUGCACGCACGUGGGUUUCUGAGCCCCGCAUCGGAGCGGCGAGGGGUGCAGGUCCGCCCACACGCUGCCCCCCCCAGCCGGGCAUGAACCGCUUUCUGCUGCCGGUGUCCGUAGUGGGCACGGUGAUCGGCGGCACCGUGCUGCUCAAGGACUAUGUGGCCGGUGGAGCUUGUCCCAGCAAGGCCACCAUACCUGGGAAGACUGUCAUCGUGACCGGAGCCAACACAGGUAUCGGGAAACAAACUGCACUGGAGCUGGCUAAGAGAGGAGGCAACAUCAUUCUGGCCUGUCGCGACAUGGAGAAGUGUGAGGCGGCCGCGAAGGACAUCCGUGGAGAGACCUUGAAUCCCCGUGUACGCGCCCAGCACCUAGACUUGUCUUCCCUCAAGUCCAUCCGAGAGUUUGCUCAGAAGGUCAUCAAAGAGGAGGAGCGAGUAGACGUUCUGGUCAACAAUGCGGCCGUGAUGCGGUGCCCACACUGGACCACUGAGGAUGGCUUUGAAAUGCAGUUUGGUGUCAACCACCUGGGUCACUUUCUGUUGACAAACUUGCUGCUGGACAAGCUGAAGGCCUCGGCCCCUUCGCGCAUCAUCAACCUGUCAUCUCUGGCUCACGUUGCUGGGCACAUAGACUUUGAUGACUUGAACUGGAAGACGAAAAAGUAUGACACCAAGGCAGCCUACUGCCAGAGCAAGUUGGCCGUUGUCCUCUUCACCAAGGAGCUGAGCCGCCGGCUGCAAGGCACAGGUGUGACGGUUAAUGCUCUGCACCCGGGUGUGGCCAGGACAGAGCUGGGAAGACACACAGGCAUGCACAGCUCUGCCUUCUCCAGCUUCACGCUUGGGCCCUUCUUCUGGCUGCUGUUCAAGAGUCCCCAGUUGGCGGCCCAGCCCAGCACAUACCUGGCAGUGGCAGAGGAACUGGAGAGUGUUUCUGGGAAGUACUUUGAUGGACUCAGAGAGAAGGCUCCAUCCCCUGAGGCUGAAGAUGAGGAAGUAGCCCGGAGGCUUUGGGCUGAAAGUGCCCACUUGGUGGGCUUGGACAUGGCUCAUGGGUCCUCUGGGAAGGGACAGUCCCUCCCCAGAUAACUCCCAAAGAGCCAGCAUUACCAAGGCUGCUGGCUGCCAUGCCGUCAUCAUCUUCUAAGGGCAGUGUUGGCACUCUUAGACUCUCAAGACCAUGGAUGCUGGCUUCCAUGCCCUCAUCACCCUCUAGGGGCAGUGUUGGUGCUGUUAAUGACCAUGGCUGCUGACUGCCAUGCACUCAUCUUCCUCUAGGGGCAAUGUUGGCACUGUUAGACUCUCAAGACCAUGGAUGCUGGCUCCCAUGCCCUCAUCACCCUCUAGGGGCAGUGUUGCCUGUGUUGGCACUGUUAAUGACCACGGCUGCUGACUGCCAUGCUGUCAUCUUCCUCUAGGGGCAAUGUUGGCACUGUUGUACUUUCAAGACCAUGGAUGCUGGCUUCCAUGCCCUCAUCACCCUCUAGGGGCAGUGUUGGCGCUGUUAAUGACCAUGGCUGCUGACUGCCGUGCACUCAUCUUCCUCUAGGGGCAGUGUUGCCACUGUAGACUGGUGCACUGUUAAAGAGUGGGUAACCAGAUAAA
This is a messenger RNA of Phodopus roborovskii (desert hamster), 1617 nucleotides long. It is a transcript of the gene Rdh13, whose product is annotated as retinol dehydrogenase 13. The record is from RefSeq and is a predicted model, not a curated record. NCBI's taxonomy places the organism in Eukaryota, Metazoa, Chordata, Mammalia, Rodentia, Cricetidae. The transcript has 7 exons. Bases 97 to 1101 code for a protein of 334 amino acids. Gene Ontology annotation, molecular function: oxidoreductase activity.